Molecule: messenger RNA, 1493 nt
Organism: Sesamum indicum (sesame)
Lineage: Eukaryota; Viridiplantae; Streptophyta; Magnoliopsida; Lamiales; Pedaliaceae
Source: RefSeq, a predicted model, not a curated record
AAGUCAUAAAAACCAGAAGCCUCUUUUAAAUUCAUUGUUCAAUCCUCAAACGUGAAAUCAUCUCCCAAUCUGCUGCACGGCGUCCCGCGAAAUCACUGUUCAGGCCGCGCCAAGCCGUUACAUCUGCCGUCCCGUGGAAUUGACGAUCAAUUAUCGUGUCACGCGAUAACUUGGAAUUCGGGAACGCCGUCGUCCGUUGCCGUUCCGAUCCGGCGCUUCCAGCCUAUAUAGCGGCGAUUCAGAGAGCCGAAGUUAAAGCUAGUACGUUUGUUGUCCUUAGAUGGCGUCGCUACAAGAAAGUCUGUCAAAGUUCAAGAAACAGCAAGAGAAAUGCCAGUCAACACUGACCAGCAUUGCAGCUAAAGCGGGCUCUUCUAAAGCCACCUCUUCCAAGUCUCUGUCCUCACACACCUCAAGUUUGGCCAAUGCAAAGGCUCCUGCAACCCCAGUUAAAUUCUCGAAUGAUACGGAACGGCUUCAACAUAUAAAUAGCAUAAGGAAAGCUCCUGUGGGGGCUCAAAUCAAACGUGUUAUUGAUUUGCUCUUUGAGACAAGGGAAGCCUUCACUCCUGAGCAAAUAAAUGAAGCAUGUUAUGUCGAUGUAAAUGCAAAUAAGGCUGUGUUUGACAGUUUAAGAAACAAUCCAAAAGUGAGUUAUGAUGGGAAACGAUUCUCCUACAAGUCCAAACAUGCUUUGAAAGAUAAAAGCCAACUUCUUGUUUUAAUUCGGAAGUUUCCUGAGGGUAUUGCUGUUAUUGAUCUCAAGGAUUCAUACCCUACAGUCAUGGAGGACUUACAGUCUUUGAAAGCUUCGGGCCAAAUUUGGCUGCUGUCAAACUUUGAUUCACAAGAGGACAUAGCCUACCCAAAUGAUCCAAGAGCAGUUAUUAAAGUUGAUGAUGAUUUGAAACAAUUAUUUCGGGGGAUUGAACUCCCACGUGAUAUGCUUGACAUUGAAAAGGAUCUUCAGAAGAACGGGAUGAAACCUGCUACAAACACUGCCAAGAGGAGGGCCAUGGCACAGGUUCAUGGCAUUGCUCCCAAGCCUAAGAUCAAGAAGAAGAAGCACGAAAUCAGCAAGAGGACCAAGCUUACAAAUGCUCACCUUCCAGAACUCUUCCAAAACCUCAAUGUACCGGGUUCAUGAGGACAGGAUAAAGCAGUACAGUUUACACUACUCACAUCGUUCAGAGGGGAUUCCUUACCUGCGAACAGGGCUUGAUAUCACUUGCAAUUGAGCAGCUAAUCCAUGAACGAUUAUUUCCUGUUCUUCUGUAUUCUAAUGCUUCUGUGUCUUGCUUACACACCCUCCAAUAUAAGUAGAAGCACGACCAGACGUGAACUUUGCUUCUAGACUUACGGUUGGAGGUUAUUUCUUCUUUUGAACAUUUAUCCUUCAUUGAGGGUUUGCUGCAAGAAUUCGGUGUAUGUUGUGGCUAAUUUAUGUGCAAUUUCAGUGAAGGGAAUACAAAUAUGUUCUUGUUGGUUGUCUA